UGAAGCAGCCUGAAGUUUGAAUCGAGCAGAAUCCACCGCCUGCUUCUUGACAGAUUGCGUCAUCAGUGUUUUUCUGAUCCUCUUCACUUCUUCCACUCAUCGACUCUGCAGUUUGUAGAAAAGCAGUCUACUCUGUAUGUUUACAGGUAUUUUCCUCAGAGUGAUGUUGACAGGAGACGCAGCAGAAGUGGUUUAUUAUUGAGCAGUUCUCACACCGCUGAAGUUUCACCUGGGACACUUCACUUCCUCAUCAGGGCUUCAUGUGUCUCUGCUCCUCGGUGUCACAGUUGCCGAUCUCGUCAAUGGGAAUUAUUCUGCUGCAGCUGCUUAGAUGAAAACAUACGAUCCCCUGUUGCUGCCUUGAAUCUGCAGACAGGUACGUGUGUGUUUACCAGCUCUAAUGGUAGCAGCUAGACAACGUCACCUGUGAGAGGAUCCAACCCCCUCAUCAUGUCAGAGGUCCAGACUCCUUGGCCACCGGGCACCGAGUGUGUGGCCAGGUACAGCUUUAAAGGCACAUCAGAGCAGGACCUGCCCUUUAACAAAGGAGACUUGUUGAGCAUCAUUGUCGUCACAAAGGAUUCAAACUGGUACAAAGCUAAAAACUCAGCAGGUCGUGAGGGAACAAUCCCAGCCAACUAUGUCCAGAAAAGGGAAGGUGUCAAAUCUGGGGGGAAACUGAGUCUCAUGCCAUGGUUUCAUGGGAAGAUAACACGGAAUCAGGCGGAGCAGCUGCUUUGCCCUCCUGAAACAGGCCUGUUCUUAGUGAGAGAGAGCACCAACUUUCCCGGCGACUACACCCUGUGUGUGAGCUGCGACGGCAAGGUGGAGCACUACCGCAUCAUCUACCACAACGGCAAGCUCUCUAUUGACGAGGAGGAGUAUUUUGAGAACCUCAUGCAGCUGGUUGAGCACUACACCAAAGACGCUGAUGGCCUGUGCACCAAACUCAUCAAGCCAAAGCUGGAGGAGGGGACAGUCGCUGCUCAGGAUGAGUUUUCCAGGAGUGGCUGGUCAAUGAACAGCAAGGACCUCAAACUACAGCAGGUUAUUGGAAAGGGAGAGUUUGGAGAUGUCAUGGUGGGAGACUACAGAGGGACGAAAGUAGCUGUGAAGUGCAUAAAAAAUGAUGCUACAGCACAGGCCUUUAUUGCUGAGGCUUCUGUCAUGACACAACUACGGCACGAUAACCUGGUGCAGCUGCUUGGAGUCAUUGUAGAGGAGCAUGGGACUCUGUACAUAGUAACUGAGUAUAUGGCCAAGGGCUGUUUGGUCGACUAUUUACGUUCCAGAGGACGAACAGUACUCAAUGGAGAUGCCCUCCUUAACUUUACACUAGACGUCUGUGAAGCCAUGGCGUACCUGGAGGCAAAUAACUUCGUCCACCGAGACUUAGCGGCUCGAAACGUUCUCGUGUCCGAAGACAAUAUCGCAAAAGUCAGUGACUUUGGUCUGACCAAGGAGGCCUCCUCCACUCAGGAUACUGCAAAGUUGCCUGUGAAGUGGACGUCACCAGAGGCCCUCAGAGAAAAGAAAUUUUCCACCAAAUCAGACGUUUGGAGCUAUGGUAUUUUGCUCUGGGAGAUUUAUUCUUUCGGACGAGUACCUUACCCAAGAAUUCCGUUAAAAGAAGUAGUGCCUCGAGUGGAGAAAGGAUAUAAAAUGGACUGUCCGGAUGGUUGCCCUGAAGUGGUGUACAACAUCAUGAAACAGUGCUGGAACCUGGAUCCUGCUGCUCGACCGAGCUUUCAGAUGCUGAAGGAGUGGCUACAACAUGUCAGCCAAGGGAUGGAAAAAAAACUGUGAGAGAUUCAACAGAGGAGAAACGAAAGGUGACUUUGAUCCUCUUUCAUUCUGACGACGUGGACCAUGACCGGGGAUGAAAUUAGUGAUGUCAUGGACUGUUUUAUAUGUCAACAACAAUAUGUUCGUCAUUGAUUGUUAAUUACGACUAUGAAAUGUAGGUUUCAUAGUGUCUCAGGUGUGUCAACCCGCAGUGACUCUGAGUUACUGCCUCACUUGCUCUCGCCUUCUUGUGCUCUGCGCAAGAGUGAAUGAUUUACACUCAUAUCGAUGAGUGCUGCCUUAAAGUCUCUUGACCUAUUUUUUAUUUUAUCAUGAGUUCAUUUUAUGAACAAGAACAUCAUCAUCUAGUUGACUGGAUCCACAGUAUGAGUUAAAGAGGAAAGAUGACGCCAAAUGCAAUUACUUGCUGUAUUAAUAUUUUUUUCUCUACAGUUUCCAGGUACACCUUUUGGCAUGAACUGUUGAAUGUUAAAUUGUAUUUCUUUGUGGUUUAGGUCAUCUUUAUCUUUAUUGUCCUGCAAGGGGACAUUUGUUGUGAAGAGUUUACAAAGAAACAAAAAAACGGAGGGAAAAAAAAGGGACACCAUCAAAUUUCACAAUAAAAACAUGUUUCAGCAAGUACAGAAAAUUCCUACUACUUACAAAUAUGCAAUAUAAAUACCAAUUUAAAAUCAGACAGCUUUUUUCUAGAAAAACAAGCAAACUGUUAAGCGCUGUUGAGUAUAUCGAUAGCACUUGGAAUGAAAGAAACAUGAAGUCUUUUUGUCCUCUGAAUAGACGCCCUGUAACAGUGACCUGACGGAUGAUCACAACAGUCCAAUAUCGCAUAAGCCCUCCGAUAUUUUUAUUUUGCCUAUUUUGGAAUCUCUCUGUAUGUCAAAGAAAGAAGCACAAGUUCGAAAUGUCACUUUUACUACUGAUAUACGACAUCAUUGAGCUCAGUCAUGUCAUCAUUUCCAUGUGUAUAUAUAUAUAACAGAGAACAAAUCAUUGACUUGUUGGAUUCAACCAAACCAUCUGGAGUUUGUAUGUAAUGAGAAAAGGACAAUGUUAAUACAUUUAAUAUGUUGCCAUU
Messenger RNA from Paralichthys olivaceus (Japanese flounder), 2881 nucleotides. NCBI's taxonomy places the organism in Eukaryota, Metazoa, Chordata, Actinopteri, Pleuronectiformes, Paralichthyidae. The record is from RefSeq and is a predicted model, not a curated record.